Messenger RNA from Lachancea thermotolerans CBS 6340, 918 nucleotides. RefSeq names its product Mir1p (gene MIR1). Gene Ontology annotation, molecular function: phosphate transmembrane transporter activity. The transcript has a single exon. The record is from RefSeq and is a predicted model, not a curated record. Gene Ontology annotation, biological process: mitochondrial phosphate ion transmembrane transport. NCBI's taxonomy places the organism in Eukaryota, Fungi, Ascomycota, Saccharomycetes, Saccharomycetales, Saccharomycetaceae. The coding region runs from base 1 to 918 and encodes 305 amino acids. Gene Ontology annotation, cellular component: mitochondrial inner membrane.
AUGUCCGCUCCUAUCCCUCAAUAUUCCAUGUCUGAUUACGCCAAAUUCGCACUGGCUGGUGCGAUUGGCUGUGGUGUGACCCACUCCGCUAUGGUUCCAAUUGAUGUCGUCAAGACUAGAAUCCAGUUGGAACCAACUGUUUACAACAAGGGUAUGGUCUCGUCUUUCAAGCAGAUCGUCUCUGCUGAGGGUGCGGGCGCUUUGUUAACUGGUUUCGGUCCUACUCUGCUCGGUUACUCCAUGCAGGGUGCUUUCAAGUUCGGUGGUUACGAGGUGUUCAAGAAGCUGUUCAUUGACACCUUGGGCUACGACCAAGCUGUAAACUACAAGAACUCGAUCUACAUCGGUUCCGCUGCUAUCGCUGAGUUCUUCGCUGACAUUGCGUUGUGUCCUUUGGAAGCCACAAGAAUCAGAUUGGUGUCCCAGCCAUCUUUCGCUGACGGUCUUUUCGGCGGUUUCUCUAGAAUCCUGAGAGAGGAGGGUGCCGCUUCUUUCUACAACGGUUUCACCCCUAUCUUGUUCAAGCAAAUCCCCUACAACAUCGCCAAGUUCUUGGUUUACGAGCGUGCUGCCGAGGUCUACUUCGGCAUGGUCGGUCCAAAGGACACCUUGUCUAACACCACCGCUACUGGUUUGAACUUGCUGUCUGGUUUGACCGCUGGUUUGGCUGCCGCUGUUGUUUCUCAGCCAGCCGACACCUUGCUGUCUAAGGUCAACAAGGCCAAGAAGGCCCCAGGCCAGUCCACCAUCGGUUUGUUAGGCCAGCUGGCCAAGGAGUUGGGUUUCGUCGGCUCUUUCGCUGGUCUACCUACUCGUUUGGUCAUGGUUGGUACCUUGACCUCUCUGCAGUUCGGUAUCUACGGUACUUUGAAGAAGUCCUUGGGCUGCGCCCCAGCUAUCGAGAUCGCAAGCAAAUAA